AUGGUUGUUUGGCAGCUGAUCAAGAAUUACGUCCUCUGCCACUUAAGGCACAAAGGAAAUGAGAAGUCCGAUAUAUCAUCCAUACAAUUAAAGGGAGGAGCCGUUAACUUGAUUGACUUGGAUUCAGAUCUUCAUCAACCUGAACACAGCAACUCAUUUCCGGAACCUUGGAUUCAAGCAGUGGGAAACUCUUUGAUUAACUCAAUUGACUUGGAUUCAGAUCUUCAUCAACCUGAACAUGAGUACUCAUUUCUGGAACCUUGGAUUCAGGCAGUGGGAAACUCACCGAUUAGCUUGGUCAACUCGGAUUCAGACCUUCAUCAAUCUGAACACGAGAACUCUAUUGAGGAUCCUUGGAUUCAGGCAGUGGGAAACUCACCGAUUGGCUUGGUCAACUUGAAUUCAGACCUUCAUCAACCUGAACACGAUAACUCUAUUGAGGAUUCUUGGAUUCAGGCAGAGGGAAACUCACUGAUUAGCUCGGUUGACUUGCAAUCAGAACUUCAUCAAUCUGAACAUGAGAACUCAUUUUCAGAACCUUCAAUUCAGGCGGGGGUAAACUCAGCAAGAAAGCACUCAUUUCAGCAGGACUACCGAGUUCACGCCAUUUCAUUAAUCUUCCCACAGACUACUUUCCAAUCAGAAAAAGUCAAAUUCCAACCCUACUUCAACGAGCUUACACAUAUCAGAAGUCCACCUUUUGCAGACUUCUCGGUGGACAAUGGAGUUGCUAUUACUGACGAAUCCAACCAGCUGCAAUUUGACUACUUUGACAGUGAUCAAAUGCAAACACAGUAUGGCCCACUGUGUAGCGAUGAAGUACUUGCUGUUCUAAUGAAGGGUCGGCGAACACAAACAAUCAAAUCACUCCAUGGUGUAAUUCCACUAGAUGAAAAGAAAGGCUUCAUUGAGAAUAAGUUCAAUGGGUUACUUAUCUCCUCCCCACAACAUAUGGAGCCUCCAACAAAGCCUGAUAUUGCAAGAACUUACAGCACUGAUGAAGAAUCGAGGGUUGAAAAAGUUGAGAAGCUGGAACUCGUAGCCAGAAUUAUCAAACCAGAAUGUGUAACUCUGGAUGAAUUAGAAGCCAAAGCAAAGAUAGAAAAAAGAAGAGAGCACAGCGCUGCAUCAAAAUUAUCCCAGAACAAUCACAACAGAGGAAUUGAACAAGCCAUAGAGAAAUCAAAUUCAAUGCCUUAUUUGAGUGGAACAAUCACCAACUGCAUAAAGAUUUCCCUGGUUCCAACACUGGUAAGUCGGGUGGUGGAUCGACCGGCGUAGGGUCUUGAUCUGAUUGAUGGGUGAGGAAGGGACCAUGGAGAGUUCCCGUAGAGGUUUAGAGAGACACAGAACAGCAGGUUGAAGAUGAUGAACACAUUGAACAGUAAAAAAGGAAAGUAAAGUAAGGUUGA
Molecule: messenger RNA, 1412 nt
Organism: Eucalyptus grandis
Lineage: Eukaryota; Viridiplantae; Streptophyta; Magnoliopsida; Myrtales; Myrtaceae
Exons: 8
Coding region: 1-1281 (426 amino acids)
Source: RefSeq, a predicted model, not a curated record